Molecule: messenger RNA, 858 nt
Organism: Hyalella azteca
Lineage: Eukaryota; Metazoa; Arthropoda; Malacostraca; Amphipoda; Hyalellidae
Product: proteoglycan 4-like
Exons: 2
Coding region: 1-858 (285 amino acids)
Source: RefSeq, a predicted model, not a curated record
AUGUAUUUAUCAUCCACCCUCACCCCACCACCACCCGAAUCCCAACCAGUCAAACCCACAACCACCCGAAUCACAUCACCCAAAUUUAAACAUUUUCUAUCCCUACCACCCAAACCCAAUACCAUCCUCACCCCACCGCGUAAAUCUGAACAGUCCCUCACCCCACCACCAGACACCACCCUCACCCCACCACCAGACACCACAUUCACCCCGCCACCCAAAUUUAAACCAGCCCUCACCCAACCACCCAAACCCAAAACCACCCUCACCCCACCCCUCAACUCCGAACAGCAGGUCACCCAACCCCCAGACACCACCCUCACCCCACCACCCGAACAAGAACCAUCCUUCACCCAACCCCCUGAACCCAAUACUACCCUCACCCCACCACCCAAAUUUGAACAGUUCAUAUCCCUACCACCCAAACACCAUCCCCCCAAACCCAAUACCACUCUCACCCCACCACCCAAACCCAAAGUGAACACUGACCAAAAACUCGAAAAAGCGACGCACAACGAACUAAUCGAUAACAAGCACGGAAAAACAAUUUCAAAAAACGAUAUUUACGAGAAUAUAAAUGCCAAAAACAAAAACUUCAACGACAAAACACAAAUUACUCAUAAAAAAUCCGAUGUAACUGAAGACAAAGUAUUGAAAACGACUGCCAAUGACAACAAUUCAAGUGCAAGCAAAAACAAAGAGGGGUUCACCAACGAACAAUGGAACUACCGUGAAAUUCCUACGGAACGCUCGUUAUCUCUGCCGCGCUACGGCGGUUUGUCCCUUCUCCUUAUCCUGGAUGGAGAAUACCAUCCUGAGAAGCCUCGUCAGGAUAAUGCUGCACUGAAUACUUCGUAG